Peniophora sp. CBMAI 1063 is the source of this 3696-nucleotide messenger RNA. NCBI's taxonomy places the organism in Eukaryota, Fungi, Basidiomycota, Agaricomycetes, Russulales, Peniophoraceae. The record is from the annotation of a GenBank genome assembly.
AUGAGUGUACCUCUGGCUCGGGAGACCCACGACGAGCUCAAGAAGCCGCGCCAAGGUGGUGCGCGUGAACUCAUGAGCAAGAUACAAGCCUGCGAGCCGUGCCGUACUGGCGGGUACAAACGACGGCCGUGUAGCUCCUGUGUGCUACAGGGAAAGAAAGCCGACUGUUACGCGGGUCUGCCAUCGAUUGCUCCACCGACUAUCUCGUCUUCCUCCGGCAUCUCCCUGACACCUGUUGAACCGCCUUACGCGAGCGAUGCCCCGAAGUCAGCUCUGUCAGCGGAGGUAGACCCCGAAUACAUAGCCGAGUCUACGAACGGACGUGUGCUGGGCAAGCCGUUUGGGAGAUCGGGCGCUGAGGGCGAAGGACUGUAUGCAGGCGCUACGUCCUUUCUCGCCCAGCUGAAGUUCGGAAUGGAUGCGCCCAACACCCUGAUCCCGGCUCAAGUGCAACAGCCAUCAGACUACGAUGCUGCGCGGGAUCAACGCUUAGAGGCUGCCCUUCCCAAAAGAGAUAUCAUGGACGGUCUCAUUGACUUCUACUUCGAGCGCUGCACCUGGAUCUUCAAACAUGUAGACCGCGUCUCUUUCGUUUCUCGUUGGGAGAGCUACAAAGGCGGUACCGUCACAGAUCAUAUGGUGCUCGCGGGCGCUGCCAUUAUCUGUUGCAUUGCCAUUUACUACCUUCCUCCUACGCACCCUCUCGCGCUACAGCCCAAACUACACGACCCCGAACAGCCGCUGCCUGGCGACGUUCACGAUAACUCAGUGAGAAUCGAGUGUGCAGAUGCUCUUGCGAUGGGAUGGUAUAAGGCAUUCUUCGAGGCGCGGGAGCCGAGAGAAAGGCGUCGUCGCAUAAGUACGCUAGACGAGGUCGAAGUUCAUCUCGCUAGGACCCACUUCCUCGCAAUGAGCAAGAUCGACACAGAGGAAAUGUGGGCUUUGAGGGGCACUCUUGUAUCGGCCGCCCUUGCGAUGGGUCUACACCGCGAUCCUGGUGAAGGCGUGCCGCUUGCCGUAGCUGAGCGCCGACGAUGGCUUUGGUGGCAUAUCGUUCUCCUUGAACGAUGGCAAGCCUUCAUGCACGGACGUCCACUCGCAUACUCACCUGACCACUACGAUACCGCGUUCCCUCAACAUCUCUCUGACAACGCGAUGCUCAAGCGCAUCUAUGCGCACGGGCUCCCAGUUGAUGUCCGAUCCGUCACGGACGACAUCGGCAAACGUACAUACGAAACAUUCAUCGCCCAAUUCAGAUUAUGCAAGGCUCUAGGCAAGAUCACCCGCGACGCGCUCAGCCAGAGUGCGGUUCCGUACUCGAAGCUGCGAGCGCACGACGCAGAACUAGAGAGCUUGCUGGAUAGUCCUCCUGCACAGUCGCUGCCACUCUGGCAGAUUGCGAACUGUCUCAAAAGCACCGUAAUGGGACUAUGCAGGCAAGGCGUCCAGACUCUGGUCUUACGGAUGGCCAUUCUUCAUGUCAGGUUCACGCUGCAUCGGCCAUAUGCCAGCGGAAGACCGAAGAGGGCCACUGUUGUAUCGUUCGCUGUUCCCGAGAACAGCAACUCUGGCGAUAGGUCUGAAGUAGAGGAGGACGCGGAACAGCAUGCGACCUCGCUCGCGCGGGCGAUCGCCGCAUCGAGGGACGUUAUCGAGUUGGGCUCAGUCGCCACCGGUUCUAUUGCUCUUCGCGCGGAGUGGUCCCUAUAUGCUCAUCUUAGCUGGAUGCCAAUCCAAGUUUACAGCGCCGCCCUCUUUCUGGUCUUCGCCGUCGCCAUGUCCUCUCCUCUCGAUCCGGCGGGGAGUGUUUCUCCUAUCGAUCACAGAGGAUCCUUCGCGGAUCCACCUAAUGCUGCGCGCCAAUCUACACAAACAUCCGCAUCCGCCAUUCCAGGGCUCUCAGUUCCCGCACGACAACAAGUUCCAUCGCCGCAAAUCAUCUCCGCCACGUCUUCGCAAUCCUCAAACUCUACGCGACCGUAUGCACCGCUCGAUGCUGAGAAGCUUCUGCCCGUGAUCCAUCGCGCAAUCGCUGCACUCAGAAGCAUGUCCUUUCACAUUAGCGCUGCGAAAGCCGUUGAGCAACUCGAGCACCUUGGACCUCUGUACAGCCCUGCGUAUCUCCGAUCAUCUGAUGCAGAGCGUUUCGAGAUGAAGAUGAGCAUCUUUCGGCGCAGUGGCUUAGUCUCGACUACACAACGCGACGGCGGUACUAUGGGCGUGCUCGGUGGUGAGCCAGAUAGCGUAGACCAAACACCUGCGUCGCAGGCCACGUCCGGAGACACGCCCUCUCACUACGAGCCGGUCACACCUUCGUCGGAUGGAACGUAUGAACAAGAGACGCCGCGGGAGGUCGACAUGGAAUCGCAUGCUUCGUCGCCGCAACUCGAGGCGAUGGACGUAGAGCCGCUCUUCCUUCCCUCUCCUCAGUCAAGCGAAACGGCCUCGAUGCAUUCUCUAUUCAGUGCCGGCCAGGACGCUGGUACACCAACCCCUCUGGAUCUUGUACAAGCCUUGAUCCCCGCCGCUGUCACCGAUGACGAAACCAUUCAUAUCUCGCAACCUGGCCACCAAGGAUCGACCAGCAGCGCUUCUCAAGCUGCUGGAUCGAGCGUUGGAUCUGGCACGCUUCCUCCUGUUAACAACGACCUCGCGGACGUUCCAGAGCAGGUUAGCGAAUCUAGCAGGGUCAUGUACGGCCCUGGUAUAGUUCGCCGCUGCUGGAAUUGUCACGCGACGAACGAGAAGACUUGGCGUACCUCGCAGUUCGAUGCCACAAAGACGGUGUGCAAUGCAUGCGGCCUGCACGAGCGCAAGUUCGGCGUCUCUCGCGGCUGGCCUGCGGAUCCGUCUGCGUCCUCAUCUCAGUCCGGGGCCGUAUCGCAUUCCCAAAACCUUGUAUCUGCGUCCUCGUCUACAUCCUGCCGGACCACGCGUCAUCCUGCAGGCAUGCGGCCAGUUAACUGGAAGAAGGACUAUUCGAACGAGUUCACGCACGGUGUGCCCGCCCCUACGCCUCCGGUCUUCGAACAGCCGGAAACCUCGCCAGCUGCGACGAAUAGCGGCUCGCAGGCUGAAUCACAAGACCCAGUUUCGUACUACACGCGACCUCCUGGCAUUCCGUACGACCCAACGGACUGGAGGUCGGCGUCGCGCAUUCCUGCCUUCUCCGCUUACCCAGAACCCGCUCCGUCAUCAAUGCCGCCGCCGAACCCCGCUUCAUCUCAAACGCAGACGUCUUCAAACCCUCGACCGCUAGAGAGAAGCUACUCUGAGAUGCUCGCUGCGAGCUCUGACUGGUCUAAGCAACACGCUGAGUGGUAUCGGCCGGUCGAGCCCCAGAUCGAGCCGAUCAUAUCCCCACAGGCCGCCAACCCGAACGUGACCGCAGAGGCGUCAAACCCGGACGCUAUGCAGGUAGAGGGUAGAAGCAUGCCUCAGGUACCUCCCGCGGACUUCGGACAGGCUGUAGGCUCGAGCCAGAUCCCACUUCAACCGGGAUUCUCUUCGAUCACGGUCCCACCUCCUGGAGAGCAUGACCCACUUCUCGGGGAUUGGUUGAAGGACUUCACGAUCGACGAGUCGUGGGCUCUCAUGCAGUCAGUCGGCCUUGAUCUUGAUGUAGACAUGCUGGCCACGGGCGGAUUAUCGUUUGAGGACGGUGCAGGACCAUCUCAGGCCGGAGGGUGGAUGUAA